AUGAGUACAGUGUCUGCAAGUGCGGCAGCAGUGCCGGCAACCAAGGUGGGGACAGCGGAUGUGGCAUCAAAGAGGAAUGAGGUUGAUUCUGUGAUUAUGAUACCCAGACCGAGUUCGAAGACUCAAUUAGAACAGCUGAUUUACAGAUACAGGGCGAUACUGGAAAGUAAGCGGGAGAAUAAGUUGGAGAUCGAGGCUAUUGAACGAGUUUUAGGGGAGGUCUCCGCGGAUCAUGACGUGUAUCUGGAGCGUCUUGAACAGUUGAGGAGCAACGCCAAACAGGAGGUGUGUUACGAUGAUGGGCUUUUGGGGAGACAGCUUUUGGCGUUGCAGCUCCUGGACAGCGAUAUGGGGUUUCCUGAGGGUUUGUUGCUCGGCGACGCCAAUGAGCAGCCGGCCGGGCAGGAGGUGUUUGCGGGCGCCGAAGGCGUGAAGCCGAUCGAGAUAUCAUUGGAUUUUGAGAAAAAUGUGGAGAAUUUGGGUCUGGCAGACAGUUUUAGUAAUUGUUCUCCAACGGAGCUGGGCAAUCCUGCAGUGGAGUCGAAAGUGUCGUUUCGCAUUGCCAAGCGCAUCAGCGAGCUGGAAAGGCUACCAGCGAAUCUGGCGAGUUAUUCACUGGAGGAUUCGCUGGACUUUGUGACGAAGGACGACAUACCCUCUCGGGUCGACGAGGCCAAGAUUAGAGCGCUGAUAGAGUUGAAAGGGUUGAAGCUUCUGACGAAGCAGAAAUCACUAAGACAGAAGCUCAUCACGAGUGUCACUAGUCAGGCUCAUCAUACUAUUCCAUACUUGCGCGACUCUCCGUUUACCGUUGCGGCGCAACGGUCUGUUCAAGUGAGGAGCAAGGUCAUCGUCCCUCAAACAGUGAGACUAGCAGAGGAACUAGAGAGACAACAGCUGCUGGAAAAACGUAAAAAGGAGAGGAAUUUGCACUUGAAGAAAGUCAACCGGAUCGUGGAUCUUGUUAAGGAAAGGCAGCUAGAAACGUGGUCUCACUGGGAUCGCUGUUUGCAAUUUGGUAGACUAGGACAGGUUGCCCACAAUCAGAUAGAGAAAGAAGAACAGAAGAGGAUGGAACGUACCGCAAAGCAGCGUUUAGCCGCGUUGAAGUCCAACGAUGAGGAGGCUUAUUUGAAGCUGCUUGAUCAAACGAAGGACACUAGAAUCACCCAGCUGCUGAGGCAGACUAAUAGUUUCUUGGAUUCCUUGGCUCAGGCUGUGAAAGUGCAACAAAACGAGGCAAAGAUCCUGCGUGGUGAGGAAGUUCAACCUAUGACCGAUGAAGAACGGGAGAAGGUCGACUACUAUGAGGUGGCUCAUAGGGUUAAGGAAAAGGUGACCAAGCAACCUUCCAUUCUGGUUGGAGGGACCUUGAAAGAAUACCAACUACGUGGUUUGGAGUGGAUGGUAUCAUUGUACAAUAAUCAUUUGAAUGGUAUCUUAGCAGAUGAGAUGGGUCUGGGGAAGACCAUUCAAUCCAUUUCUUUGAUCACAUACCUUCAUGAAGUCAAGAAGGAACAAGGGCCAUUCUUGGUCAUAGUUCCAUUGUCAACGAUCACAAACUGGACUCUGGAGUUCGAGAAGUGGGCACCCAGCCUGAACACCAUUAUAUAUAAGGGUACUCCGAAUCAAAGGCGUUCGCUUCAAUUUCAAGUGAGAUCAGGGAAUUUCGAUGUUCUAUUAACGACUUAUGAAUACAUUAUAAAGGACCGUUCCGUAUUGGCCAAGCCCGAUUGGGCACACAUGAUAAUUGACGAAGGUCACAGAAUGAAGAAUGCUCAGUCUAAGUUAUCCCACACCAUCACGCACUACUAUCAUACCAGGAAUAGAUUAAUAUUGACAGGUACUCCGCUUCAAAAUAAUUUACCGGAAUUAUGGGCACUACUGAAUUUCGUUUUGCCCAAGAUUUUCAAUUCCGCCAAAACUUUCGAAGACUGGUUCAAUACACCAUUUGCAAACACUGGCACACAGGAGAAACUUGAACUGACAGAAGAAGAGACGUUGCUUAUCAUUAGGAGACUGCACAAGGUUCUAAGACCCUUCUUACUACGUCGUUUGAAGAAAGAAGUGGAAAAAGACUUGCCAGACAAAGUUGAGAAAGUUAUCAAAUGUAAACUAUCUGGAUUGCAACACCAAUUAUAUCAGCAAAUGCUUAAGCACAAUGCAUUGUUUGUUGGCGCUGGAACUGAGGGAGCCACAAAGGGAGGUAUUAAGGGCCUCAACAAUAAAAUCAUGCAACUUAGAAAGAUUUGUAACCACCCUUUUGUCUUUGACGAAGUGGAGGGAGUGAUCAAUCCAACCAGAGGCAACAGUCCGCUUCUUUAUCGUGUCGCUGGUAAAUUCGAGCUGUUAGAUCGUGUACUGCCUAAGUUUAGAGCGACCGGUCACAGGGUUUUGAUGUUUUUCCAGAUGACACAAGUGAUGGACAUCAUGGAAGAUUUCCUGAGAAUGAAGAAUUUGAAAUAUAUGAGGCUGGAUGGUGCCACUAAAACGGAGGAUAGGACGGAUAUGUUGAAGAAAUUCAAUGCUCCCAACUCUGAGUAUUUCUGCUUCUUGUUGUCAACAAGAGCUGGUGGUCUUGGUCUAAAUUUACAGUCUGCUGACACAGUCAUUAUUUUCGACACAGAUUGGAACCCUCACCAGGAUUUGCAAGCACAGGAUAGAGCACACAGAAUUGGCCAAAAGAACGAAGUGCGCAUCCUCAGGUUGAUUACAACCGACACGGUUGAGGAAGUGAUCUUAGAGAGGGCUAUGCAAAAAUUAGACAUUGAUGGCAAGGUUAUUCAAGCAGGUAAAUUCGACAAUAAGUCCACGGCGGAAGAGCAGGAGGCGUUUUUAAGAAGACUGAUCGAAAGUGAGAGUAGCAAAGAUGAUGAGGACAAAGCCGAGCUGGAUGAUGAUGAACUAAAUGAAAUCUUGGCGCGUAGCGAGGAUGAAAAGAAGCUGUUUGAUCAGAUGGAUCAAGAAAGAAUUCAAUUAGAGAAAAAAGAAGCGAAAGCUGCUGGUCACAAGACACCAUUGCCGAGACUAAUCGAGCUCCCCGAAUUGCCCGAGGUGUUUACAGAGGAUAUCUCGACUCACCUGCAACCAGAGCCGGUUGCUGUCGGAAGGAUCAGGGAGAGAAAAAAAGUUUACUACGAUGAUGGCUUGACCGAGGAACAAUUUUUGCAGGCUGUGGAAGACGAAAGCAGCACACUAGAAGAAGCCAUCCAAAGGAGACGUGACGCUCGCGUAAAGAGGCAGAGAAUACCGACUUCUGGAGAUGAAAUUGACACGCUCGAGACCACACCGGAGCCUGACGUGAAAGAACCGCUCGACGGAGAACUGCCAGCUGCGGAGCCCUCCGAUGCGACAGCGGAGCCGAAGAGGAGGUCUAGAAAUAAACGAAAGAGAAAUAGUCCUGCGAUCGAUGGGGACGGACAUAUAGAAGACGCCUAUAUGGAAGAUAAGAUAGACGCCGAGCCGAAUCAACGAGAGAAGAAGAAACCCAAGUUAAAGAUUAAGCUAACACUUAAGAACGAAGAUCAGCCGCCUCCAGAUGAAGCGGGAGUUGAUGGUCCUGCUUCGAAGAAGACAAGCAAAAGUAAGUCGUCCAAAGCGAAGAAGGCUAAGAAACCACAGAAUAAUCUUCUCCCCUUGAUAGAGGACCUGCUAGGCCAAAUGCGUGAGCAAAUUGAAGAAAGCGACGGCCAUCCUCUCACGACCAUCUUCGAGAAACUACCGUCUAAACGUGAUUAUCCUGACUACUUCACAUUGAUCAAGCAACCGAUCGCGCUUGACAUUAUCAUGAGGAACGCCAAGAAGGGCCAAUAUGCGGCACUCGAAGACGUUAAGAAGGACUUACAAGUGAUGUAUGACAACGCGAGAUUCUACAAUGAAGAAGGUUCCUGGGUUUACAACGACGCUGAUAAGCUGAACGAGUUCACCGACCAAUGGUUCAAGGAUAAAUAA
Torulaspora globosa is the source of this 3951-nucleotide messenger RNA. RefSeq names its product RSC chromatin remodeling complex ATPase subunit STH1 (gene STH1). The coding region runs from base 1 to 3951 and encodes 1316 amino acids. The record is from RefSeq and is a predicted model, not a curated record. Gene Ontology annotation, cellular component: nucleus. Lineage: Eukaryota; Fungi; Ascomycota; Saccharomycetes; Saccharomycetales; Saccharomycetaceae. Gene Ontology annotation, biological process: positive regulation of transcription by RNA polymerase II. The transcript has a single exon. Gene Ontology annotation, molecular function: histone binding; ATP binding; ATP-dependent chromatin remodeler activity.